AGACGCCCUGGUUCAGAUGCUGCCGCUUUUCUCUCUCUCUCGAACUGCUCCUGUUUCUCUCUCUAAAAAGAAUCAUAAGCGCUUAUUAUUACCCUUUUUCAGGUUUCUCUCUCUACAGCUCCUGCGUCCACUCUGUCUAUUCAACGGGUUCUGUAGUAACUAGUCUCUCUCUGUGACUGUAUCUCUCUUUCUCUCUCUAAGGGGCUCCUCGCAACUGUGCAAGGAUCUCUGCUUUUGACUUUUGCGGUCCUUCUCUCCAUCUCUAAAUAGAACACCGGAAACUGCGGGGAGAAAUGAUGGCUUAGAACCAACAAUUCAUUAUGAGAGAGAGAAUAAAUAAAUGGGGGAUUGGAGAAUAGUGAAUUUUAGCCUGUUUUGCUCUUCAGGCUCAUGGUGAAGAGUGUUUCUCAUACUACAUUGGCUGAAAGUACUGAUUUUUUUCAGAUGAAGAUUGGAGAUUUGCAUGCUAAUUGAGCUGGUGAUGUUGAUUAAUUCUCAUGAUGCGAAGUAUUAGACCCCCAGUAACCAAGCAGGCAACCACACUUUUGGUUGCCCUGAAAUGUCGACCUUUGACAGGGGCAGCGCGGCGGAAGAGCCGUGAUAUCAUUAGAGUGAUCGAUGACAAGAGUGUUCUUGUUUUGGACCCUGACCUGUCAAAGGACUACCUUGAUCGCAUCCAAAAUCGAACAAAAGAGAGGAGGUAUUGCUUUGAUCAUGCAUUCGGGCCUCAAUGCACAAACAAGGAUGUCUAUCAGAAGAGCAUUUCUUCUACAAUUGCAGGAGUUGUUCAAGGUCUCAAUGCCACUGUGUUUGCAUAUGGGUCAACUGGAAGUGGGAAAACGUACACAAUGGUUGGAACUAAGGAGGAUCCUGGAUUGAUGGUUUUGGGCUUGCACACAAUCUUUGAUUUAAUUACAAAGGAUAGAAGCUCAGAUGAAUUUGAAGUGACUUGCUCUUAUCUUGAAGUCUAUAAUGAGUUUCCAAAGACUAUUUUCGUAUUGCAGGUCAUAUAUGACUUGCUGGAUAAAUCAUCUGGGCAUCUGGAGCUUAGAGAGGAUCCUGAUCAAGGUAUAACAGUUGCAGGGCUCAAAUGUAUCAAGGUAAACUCAGCUGAUAAAAUUCUUGAACUCUUAAAUUUGGGAAAUAGCCGGCGCAAAACAGAGAGCACAGAGGCAAAUGCCACAUCUUCACGUUCACAUGCCGUGCUAGAGAUCAUCGUCAAACGAAGUCAGAGAAAUAAGUACUGUAGUCAAGUUGUAAGGGGAAAACUUGCCCUAGUUGAUCUUGCUGGCAGUGAAAGGGCUUCUGAGACAAAUAGCGGAGGACAGAAGCUUAGAGAUGGGGCUAAUAUCAACCGUUCGCUUCUUGCAUUGGCCAACUGUAUCAAUGCUCUUGGGAAACAUCAAAAGAAAGGCCUUGCAUAUGUGCCUUACAGAAACAGCAAGCUAACACGUAUACUAAAGGAUGGUCUGAGUGGUAAUUCUCGCACAGUCAUGGUUGCCACUGUAUCUCCUGCAGAUGACCAAUAUCACCACACCAUUAAUACGCUCAAGUAUGCAGAUCGAGCGAAGGAGAUAAAGACCCACAUUCAGAAAAACAUCGGGACGAUUGAUACUCAUGUUGCAGAUUACCAACGGAUGAUUGACACUCUUCAGGUUGAGGUUUCCCAGCUAAAAAAAGAAUUAGCCGAAAAGGAAACACAGCUGAGUACUAAACCUGUUGAAAAGGCAGCAGAUGAUGAGCUCUCAUGGUUGAAUGUUUUAAGCCAUGAAACUAGUGAAAAUGUUCAGGAACGCAUAAACUUGCAGAAGGCACUAUUCGAACUUGAGGAAAUGAAUCUAAGAAACCGCUUCGAGCUGCAACAUCUAGAUGAUGCUAUUGCCAAACGACAGGCCACCGAAAAGGAUGGAACUGUUGUUCAAGCAUUGAGGUCAAGGAGACAAGUUAUUCUUGACAACAUUCGUGACAAUGAUGAGGCUGGUGCUGAUUAUCAGAAGGAAGUUGAAGUGAAUGAGAAACACCGACGUCAUCUCCAAGAUAUGAUCGAAGAAGCCAUUCGUAAUAAUGGGAACAAAACAUACUUGCAUAUUCUGAGCCAAUACAGGCUAUUGGGAAUGGCUAAUACUGAACUCCAGUUCGAGAUGGCAAUUCGUGAUCAAAGAAUAUAUAACCAAAGGGAAGCACAAAGGAACUUAUGGAACUUGCUCAUGGGUUCUGGCCUUGAUCGUAAGCAGAUAAUGGACCUCGCGACCAAGCAGGGAAUCACAAUAGAAGAUUGGUCCACCCCACCUGGUGGGCUCCACAAAAAUUCUCCAUCAAGGAUGAGAAGCCUGUUUUCCCCAUCAAUGCAUAUUCCAACCAGUCCUAUUCGUUGUGGAGGUGCUCCUUAUUAUGGUUCAGGGGCUCCUGUGCAACACCACCAAGAGUAUUGUUCAGCUGCUUGCUUCAAGGGGCAAUGGGAUUCCCUCUCUCAUACAUUGUGUAGGCAGGAAGAGCACCGAAGCUCUAUUUAUCUCUUGGCUCAUGAUCACUCUCCAUCAGCUUAUCUGGGAUUGAGGAGUGAGCAUUGGACUACCAGAAAUCUCCCAACAUGUUUCUGUACUCCAGAGGCAGGGAGCAAGUCAUACCCUUGGAAUGCAGAAAGUCGACGGUCAUCAACUGGAUCUUCUUGUCUUGAAGGUUAUGGGCAAAUGCAAGAGGAAACAUGGCAUGCAACUCGGCUGCUGCAAGAGUACGGUGGUCACAGCUCAUGUGAAGAAAUGAAAGGCAACAGUCUUCACAGCACAGAGGCCAAAUCCUCUAUUCUCAGUUCUCACCAGGCUUUUUGUAACUCUAGAUACUCAGGGCGCCCUGAUAGACCAUCGCACCCAGCCACAAGCCCAGGUCCAUUUAACUCCACCCCUAACUUCAGAUGUCCCCCCUAUGGUUUUCUAUAGUCUCUCUGUCUCUCUCUCAUAUUCUGGGUAGGUGUAGGCAGGGAAUUUGAAUCUGAAACCACCUUGGGGUUUUGAGCAAACAGCAUCAUAUCCCGAAGGUUAAAGUGUGAGAUCCUUUUAGAUUUUUUGUACCAUAUGUCAAGGAAGUUGUGAACUGUGCUCGUAUCUAUGCAUUCACAAUACAGUGUAAAAAUCUCUUAGAAAAAAGAAAAGGGAAGAGGGAAAAAGGUUAUGCAUAGGCAUCCAAA
This is a messenger RNA of Amborella trichopoda, 3184 nucleotides long. The record is from RefSeq and is a predicted model, not a curated record. NCBI's taxonomy places the organism in Eukaryota, Viridiplantae, Streptophyta, Magnoliopsida, Amborellales, Amborellaceae.